UCGACGACCACUCGAAGCGCAACGAGCGGCUUGGCGACGCCGAGGCAGCCUUAGCCGUCUCGUAUGCCCCUCUGCCUCUCUCUGUUAACUCGUUAAGCUCGCAGGCGCGGCGCGUUCGGCAUUCGGGAGGAGGGCGCCCCGCCGCACGCGGCGUGUUCGACAAAAUGCGCCUGUGAGGCCCGCCGGUCGCUGUGAAGGUUCUAGGAUGGAUAUGCUGCCAGGUCGGUCGGAGCGCACGGCGCGGCACGCCCUCUCAUGAGGCUGGUCACCAUGACCGGCGCGCCGACCCUGCGGCAGCUGCACCUGGAGGAGCGGCUCCUGCAGCCUUUUCCGCGGGACAUCAUGUCAUGGACUGGCCAGUUCUAUAGCGAAGUGUUCAAUGGAUUUGGCGAUUUUCAUCUGCGCGAGAAUGACUAUGCAUUUAAUCAUCGUAAGUUUGGUGGCAAAGCUCAGUCAAUAACGAAAGAUCGUUGGGUUCAUCACACAUCUUUCUUGUGGGAUUAUGGUGUGAAGAAUAUGGAUUAUCUCAAAAUCCCAAAGCGUGCACCCGAAUAUUGACUGGUACUUUUCUAUCUGUUGAUUUUGUUGAUUUGAUUUCCAGGAUCCUUUAUAGAUAGACAUUGAGAAGAAGGCAUUGCUAUGAGCCUCU
This is a messenger RNA of Phragmites australis (common reed), 649 nucleotides long. RefSeq lists its product as uncharacterized. The transcript is spliced from 2 exons. Gene Ontology annotation, cellular component: mitochondrion. The record is from RefSeq and is a predicted model, not a curated record. NCBI's taxonomy places the organism in Eukaryota, Viridiplantae, Streptophyta, Magnoliopsida, Poales, Poaceae. The coding region runs from base 256 to 558 and encodes 100 amino acids.